GUAGAAGGGGUUGCGCACAGACAAUUCUGUUUUGGCACCAUUAGGUCAUUUUUGGUUAGAAGCGCCGAUGGCUCCCCAAUAUGCACCGAGUCUCCGCUCUCGUCUGCCGCCUCUGCUUUUUUUCCUGCAGACGGGAUUCAUCGUAGUAUUUAUUUUUUAUGUUGAAAUUGAACAAAAUGUAGAAACUAAACAACAUGCAUUCACCAACUAUUACUCAGGUGAGUUGAAAAACAAUUCUAAUGUGCUAUUUUGGAAAGGUGUUGUACAGUGGUAGACUUCAAGAUAAUUAUUAUUAUUGUUAUUAUGAGACAAAAAAAGUGUCUUACUAAAGCAUGCUUUGGGAGUAUGUGUUAAAUGCAAUCUGCAUUUCAAAUAACAACAAAGCCAUCUCCCCACUACUGUUUUGGUAAACAGCUGAGUGAUGGGGCUGGAGAAAUGUAACCACUCUCAAAUUCAUAGACAGAGCUAUGGAUGCAAGGACUGACCAUCCAAGAGAUAAAAAAAAACAAUGUUUUGAGGCUAUAUCCUACAGUGUUUGUUGAGAGAGAGAGAGAGAGAGAGAGAGAGAGAGAGGAGAGAGAGAGAGAGAGAGAGGAGAGAGGAGAGAGGAGAGAGAGAGAGAGAGAGAGAGAGAAAUGGGAGGGGCUGCCAACACUGGUUAUGAUUGAUAAGUGCUUAAUCUGGUUUGGCCAGCAAGAGUUGCAGCUGGGCUUGUUAACGCCUCCCAAAGCUUUCCCACAUAAUGGCUAGCUGCAUUGUGCACAGUUUCAGUGAUACACAUUUUAGUCAUUUAGCAGAUGCUCUUAUCCAGAGCGACUUACAGUUAGUGCAUACAUUAUUUUUAAUUUUUUUCAUACUGGCCCCCUGUGGGAAUCGAAACCCACAACCCUGGCGUUGCAAACACCAUGCUCUAACUGAGCUACAUCCCUGCAGGCCAUUCCCUCCCCUACCCUGGACCAAUUGUGCGCCGCCCCAUGGGUCACGGCCAGCUAUGACAGAGCCUGGAUUCGAACCAGGAUCUCUAGUGGCACAGCUAGCACUGCCUUAGACCACUGCGCCACUCAGGAGAUACACAGUCUUUGUAUGGGGCAACACAAAACAAUUCAACUCUAUUUAUUCCCUUAGAAGGCAAUAAGGGCGUUUUGGGCAGGCUAUAGGCUCCCAGGCUCACAAGAUUAGUGAUACAAUUAAUUUCCCUUCUGUGACAUAUUAGGUGUCCCCUCUUUCCUCACAGAAUUCCAGGAUGUUCAUGUGAUGGUGAUUCUGGGUUUUGGCUUUCUGGCCACAUUCCUGGUGCGGUACAGCUUCAGUGGUGCAGGAUUUACCCUCCUAGUGGCAGCCAUGGCUGUCCAGUGGGCAGUUAUCCUGAACGGCGUUGAGUCUUUGUAUCACAGAGGAAAGAUCUGGAUAAAUAUGAGAAGGUAUUGGGAAAUAAAUCAAAGUUGAGGUGUAUGGGAUAGGCAUCAUCUUAUUUCAUUAUUUUAGAUGGUGCCUAUCUUUAUUAUUCAUUCAGCAUUGAGGCAUAAUGUAAUUAGAUCUAAACUUCAGAUUUCAUGGGAGAUUUGAAAACAUUACAAAAUGAUAGAUCCCUGAUUUUUUUUACCUGCCAAUUGGAUUAUAGUUAAUGUUUAUAUUCAUGUUUUUCUGUUGGAAGCAUACAGUGAGGGAAAAAUGUAUUUGAUCCCCUGCUGAUUGUGUACAUUUGCCCACUGACAAAUAAAUUAUCAGUCUAUAAUUUGAAUGGUAGGUUUAUUUGAACAGUGAGAGACAGAAUAACAACAACAAAAUCCAGAAAAACGCAUGUAAAAAAUGUUAUAAAUUGAUUUGCAUUUUAAUGAGGGAAAUAAGUAUUUGACCCCUCUGCAAAACAUGACUUAGUACUUGGUGGCAAAACCCUUUUUGGCAAUCACAGAGGUCAGACGUUUCUUGUAGUUGGCCACCAGGUUUGCACACAUCUCAGGAGGGAUUUUGUCCCACUCCUCUUUGCAGAUCUUCUCCAAGUCAUUAAGGUUUCGAGGCUGACGUUUGGCAACUCGAACCUUCAGCUCCCUCCACAGAUUUUCUAUGGGAUUAAGGUCUGGAGACUGGCUAGGCCACUCCAGGACCUUAAUGUGCUUCUUCUUGAGCCACUCCUUUGUUGCCUUGGCCGUGUGUUUUGGGUCAUUGUCAUGCUGGAAUACCCAUCCACGACCCAUUUUCAAUGCCCUGGCUGAGGGAAGGAGGUUCUCACCCAAGAUUUGACGGUACAUGGCCCCGUCCAUCGUCCCUUUGAUGCAGUGAAAAUGUCCUGUCCCCUUAGCAGAAAAACAGCCCCAAAGCAUAAUGUUUCCACCUCCAUAUUUGACGGUGGGGAUGGUGUUCUUGGGGUCAUAGGCAACAUUCCUCCUCCUCCAAACACGGCGAGUUGAGUUGAUGCCAAAGAGCUCCAUUUUGGUCUCAUCUGACCACAACACUUUCACCCAGUUCUCCUCUGAAUCAUUCAGAUGUUCAUUGGCAAACUUCAGACAGGCAUGUAUAUGUGCUUUCUUGAGCAGGGGGACCUUGCAGGCGCUGCAGGAUUUCAGUCCUUCACAGCGUAGUGUGUUACCAAUUGUUUUCUUGGUGACUAUGGUCCCAGCUGCCUUGAGAUCAUUGACAAGAUCUUCCCGUGUAGUUCUGGGCUGAUUCCUCACCGUUCUCAUGAUCAUUGCAACUCCACGAGGUGAGAUCUUGCAUGGAGCCCCAGGCCGAGGGAGAUUGACAGUUCUUUUGUGUUUCUUCCAUUUGCGAAUAAUCGCACCAACUGUUGUCACCUUCUCACCAAGCUGCUUGGCGAUGGUCUUGUAGCCCAUUCCAGCCUUGUGUAUGUCUACAAUCUUGUCCCUGACAUCCUUGGAGAGCUCUUUGGUCUUGGCCAUUGUGGAGAGUUUGGAAUCUGAUUGAUUGAUUGCUUCUGUGGACAGGUGUCUUUUAUACAGGUAACAAACUGAGAUUAGGAGCACUCACUUUACGAGUGUGCUCCUAAUCUCAGCUCGUUACCUGUAUAAAAGACACCUGGGAGCCAGAAAUCUUUCUGAUUGAGAGGGGGUCAAAUACUUAUUUCCCUCAUUAAAAUGCAAAUCAAUUUAUAACAUUUUUGACAAGCGUUUUUCUUGAUUUUUGUUGUUGUUAUUCUGUCUCUCCCUGUUCAAAUAAACCUACCAUUAAAAUUAUAGACUGAUCAUUUCUUUGUCAGUGGGCAAACGUACAAAAUUAGCAGGGGAUCAAAUACUUUUUUCCCUCACUGUAUAUCAUAAAUAUUGAGCCCCUUUUCCUGUGUUUGGACCAGCUUGGUUGUUGCAGAGAUGUGCACAGCUUCCUCCCUCAUUGCCAUAGGUGCUAUCCUUGGGAAGACCAAUCCUGUCCAUCUCCUUCUUAUUGCCCUGCUGGAGGUCUCAGGGUUUGUGCUGAAUGGCUGGCUACUCCAGACAUUCCUAAAGGUAAGCCAAUAAAGUGAUGAUCAUGAUGAUGAUGUGUUUUUAGACUGUAUACUGAUGAUUGGCUCGUCUGUUUACACACAGGUGCAGUUUCUGAAUACCAUCAUGCUGCUCCACAUUUUUGGGACCUUCUUUGGACUGAUGUUGUCAUGGGUCCUGUACCAACCGGGAUCCGAGCAACAGCAUGAGAAAGAGAAAAUUGACCGCAAGACCGGUCUGUUCUCUGUAAUGGGUAAAUGGAAAUGCUAAUGCUUCACUAAUAAUGUAUUGUUGUUUGACAGGGCUGUUUUCAAUAAUGAGAGUGUUGACUUCUGGUUGGUAUGUGCGUCUCUUCCUCUCCAGGGACUCUGUUCCUGUGGAUGUUCUGGCCCAGUUUUAACUCUGUGCUGGUAGAGGUGGAUCAUCCUGACAGUGGGAGGAACCUGAGAGCUGUCUACAGCACCUACCUGGCCCUAGCAGUCAGUGCCGUCACAGCUACUGGUUUCUCUGUCCUCACCAGUCCCCAAGGGAAACUCAACCUGGUAAUGACCUGAAAACAUGUUUGAAUGGCCAGGGUCACCUGUAGGUGGGAAGUUAAAGGGCAGCAGUAGCCAUUAAAGUGGGAUAUUGAUCAAGUAGAAUGGAAAAAACAAUUUAAGAAUUUCACAUAUUUUGUUAUCUUGAGGGACAGUUGCCCUAUCCAAUCCACCAAAAUAAUUGUUUGUGGAAAUGUUCUCUCCUCUCAGUUUCAUAUUCAGAGAUGUACUCUUGCUGGUGGUGUUGCUAUUGGAGUUGCUAUGUCAGCCGUUAAUUUGCCGUGGGUAGCUAUGGCGGUUGGAUUUGCUGCUGCACUGAUAUCAACCUUGGGAUCCCGAUACAUUAAGGUACGUAUAAACAAAUUCAUGAAUUGCCCAUGGGCUUUCCUUAUCUCAUAUUACUGCUUUGUGUCUUUCAGCCCCUCAUGCUGUUUGCGUUUGAGUGCCAUGACACCUGCGGAGUCCUUAGUGUCCAUGGUCUGCCUGGUAUCCUGGGGUGGAUGGUUCAACUUCUCCUACAGAUUGCCGACUCUGAUGAUCUCACAACGUAGGCGGCAUUAAAAGCAUCUUAUGUUUACAGGAUCUUAAGAGAAUGGAAGAGCAUUGGGGACACGUUUCAAAAAUGAUCUCCGCAUUUGAUAGGGCAUUACAUUAUAACAAUCACUCUACUUAUACAAAUAAUUGAAGGUGAAUUUGUGAAUACAUAAGAACAUAUACACAUUUAUGGGGUGUCCUUUGAAUGAGGUUAUGCAUCUUUUCAGGGCCGUCCGAUUUGCUGUGUUCCACAUUUGCACGCUCCUCAUCACCCUGAGUCUGAGCAUGAUUCUGGGACUCAUCACAGGUGACUUUCUACAGUACUGUACAUAUGUUAUUGGACUCACUGGAGGAUUGGAGUUUUAACCACAAACCUGUUCCUUCCUGCUCAGGUUUCCUUCUGAAAUGUAAUUUCUGGAGGCCACCCCAGAAAAAGAAAUGCUUUGAUGACCAGGCCUACUGGGAGGUAAGUAAUCAGUGAUGACAGAAAUGCUCAGUUUGUAUCCAACGAUUGAUAGGUUAAAAAAAGAAAUGCAUGCAGUUGAAGCAAUACAUUUGUGCCUCUGAAGUUAUGCUGUUUUAACUAAAAUCAUUGUUUUUCAGUUUCCCCACCUAGUGGUGAAACAGUGAGAGGUUGGAAGAGAAAAAUAAACAAGUAUUGUGUCAGGAGAGCAAUGCACAAUUCAACCAUACAAUAUUACAAUGCAUCUUCAACUUAUUUAAUUUUUCAAAUGUUUAGUAUGUGAAAACUGCACUGUAAUAUGCGAUUGUGAUUGCUUUGUGUUAGUCAAACAUUAGCCAAGAGAACAGAGAAACUGGCCUGUGAGAGAUGUGAAUAAUGACUCGUCAUCUCACGCGUGUUGUACAUUUUCUGUUUAAUGCUGCCAUGGUUGUUCAGGAUCAGAAAAGUGACCUCAUGGUUAGGUUAUUAUACAAGUACUGUAAAAUGCAUAAGCAUUACAGUCAAAUACAUAGUCAAAGAACAGAGAUGGGUGCCAAAACAUUGAAACCUUGAGGAAUCAAACCACACUAAAACUACAGCUUGAUUUACGAACCUUCAAAUUAUGGUUCAGUAUAACUACUCAAUUAUAGACCCCACAUUAUUGUACAACUUUUUUUUUGCCCACAGUCAAGGUUAAAUUCUUAUCAGUAAAUGUACAGUAAGUAAGUCUACUUACAAGAUUAACACUCCC
Molecule: messenger RNA, 5697 nt
Organism: Coregonus sp. 'balchen'
Lineage: Eukaryota; Metazoa; Chordata; Actinopteri; Salmoniformes; Salmonidae
Source: the annotation of a GenBank genome assembly